Molecule: messenger RNA, 755 nt
Organism: Diospyros lotus (date-plum)
Lineage: Eukaryota; Viridiplantae; Streptophyta; Magnoliopsida; Ericales; Ebenaceae
Product: calcium-binding protein KIC-like
Exons: 1
Coding region: 61-420 (119 amino acids)
Molecular function (GO): calcium ion binding
Source: RefSeq, a predicted model, not a curated record
AACACCUUCUUGGUAUUACAAACUCAUCUUGCAUUUGGGUUCAGAGGGCUUCUCGCAGAAAUGGACACCAAAAGCAAUAGAAGCGAGUACGAAGAUCUGUUGCCAGUGAUGGCAGAGAAGCUAGAUGCCGACACGUUCGUCUCAGAACUGUGUGGGGGAUUUCAGCUGCUUGCAGACCCAGCCACCAGGUUGAUAACAUCAGAAAGUCUAAGGAAGAAUUCGGCACUCUUGGGGAUGGAGGGGAUGAGCGAAGACGAUUUGGAUGCGAUGAUCAGAGAAGGAGAUCUUGAUGGAGACGGAGAGCUCAAUGAGAGAGAAUUCUGUAUCCUAAUGGUUAGGCUCAGCCCUGGGAUGAUGCGAGAUGCAGAAACAUGGCUUGAGAAGGCGCUCGAUCAAGAGUUGGGACAGCCCUCUGUUUAGUUGCUCAUGAUGAAGUCAAUGACUGAUGAGAUGAUCCUACAUUUAAACAACAAUCAAGAAAGAAAUUGUUUGCUGGCUUCAGUUAGACAUAGAAUCCUUAAAAGCUAAAUCACCUGUAAUCGAGAAAGCCACUCUUUCUUUUAUCAUUGGUAAUGAAGUGAUCCAGGUGAAACUUACAAAUCACUGUACAGAUUAAACUUGAAGUCGUCCCAACUAGGAAGGGCGGCUAAACUGCAUUACUGGCACUCCUCAUGCUUUUUUACCAGCACCUAUCAUUGGUAAUGAAGUUUUGGCACGCAGUACCAGCAUAUUAGCCCAUACCCCAGAAUCAAGAA